Molecule: messenger RNA, 1351 nt
Organism: Nelumbo nucifera (sacred lotus)
Lineage: Eukaryota; Viridiplantae; Streptophyta; Magnoliopsida; Proteales; Nelumbonaceae
Source: RefSeq, a predicted model, not a curated record
ACGUAAUAAGGGGAAAUUAGUCAUGUUGACUGGUGAUAAAAAAACCCGAGCCCUGCGCUGUAUGUAAUCCCGCCAUUUCCUUUUUCGUGAUAGGCACCGCCAUUUCCUCUCUCUCCCUAACGUGGAUUGAAAUUGAACAGCCGAACCAGAAGGAAAUCCGCUCGGUAUUGCUACAAUGUCUCUCUCUAGUCUAGGGUUAACAGAAUUUCCUCGACUAUCCAAAGGGUUAUGUGGGGUCCUUUUCCUUGGGUAUCUUCUUCAAAUACUAUUUCCUUGGAUAGUCGGCUAUACUGCACUUGUCCCAGCAAAGACCAUUCCUUUUGUGUGGAACAUCAUUACCGCAGGUUUCAUAGAGCAAUCAAUAUUUGGAUUGAUUGUUAGUAUAUUUGGCCUGCUUUUAUGUGGCAAGUUACUAGAGCCACUAUGGACAUCUAGGGAAGUUUUGAAGUUUGUUGUUUUUGUGAACACCUUCACCCUAUUUGGGGUCUAUGCCACUGCAGUUACUUCUUAUUAUAUAACAGGAAGAGAACGAUUUCUAUAUACAAAGCUUUCUGGGUUCCAUGGUGUCCUGGCUGGGUUUUUGGUAGGCGUGAAACAAGCAAUGCCUGAUCAAGAAUUUUCACUAUAUGGUAUCUCCCAGAUAAGAACUCAGUGGAUGCCAUCAUUGCUGCUAUUGCCAUCAAUAAUUAUUAGCUUUGUCACACCAGAAGCAAUUAGGUUCUUACCAUUCACAAUAUUUGGAACUUAUGGGAGCUGGCUUUAUCUGAGAUAUUUUCAACGGAUACCUGAAACCAGUUUAAUGGGCAACCCAGAAGAUGAAUUUGCUUUUGAAACAUUCUUCCCUCUCUUCAUCCGGCCUGUGGUCCAUGUCUUUGCAUCUAUUUUUCAUAAUGUGCUGUGUGGGAGUAAUCACCAGAGAAGAGAUGGCCACCAUUCAGAAACUCCAUCUGUGGCAGUUUGAAACUGUUGAAGCUUCCCGAAACUUGAAAGAGCUUCAAUGCUCUGUGCAGUCAUGCUGGUAUUUUUUUGUUGAGGUCAAAAUUCAAAGUAUAUUUGCAUUCUUCUUAUGAGGGCUAUCUGCUAAGAGGGGCAUAGUCAGGACAUCCCCAGCAGAGCAUGAUUGUUGAAAUCGAAAUCUGUGAUUCCACCCCAGGAAUUGGAGGAAAAAUGGUAAUGAGCUCUAGAUUUGUUUUCUUUUUCUUACUUAUAGAUGGAUGCUAGGCUGUCAUACACUAUUUGGCAAUAGUCCACCUUGUAAUCUUUAUGGAAGUUGGUAAUCAGAUUGAUUGUAUGCUAUGACAAGCAAUGAGAAAAGUUACGAGUGCCCCACCUCAUUCCUUCAUUGCUUUUA